This is a messenger RNA of Perca fluviatilis (European perch), 6761 nucleotides long. It is a transcript of the gene map3k13, whose product is annotated as mitogen-activated protein kinase kinase kinase 13. The record is from RefSeq and is a predicted model, not a curated record. Gene Ontology annotation, molecular function: JUN kinase kinase kinase activity; ATP binding. Gene Ontology annotation, biological process: JNK cascade; protein autophosphorylation. Bases 326 to 3361 code for a protein of 1011 amino acids. NCBI's taxonomy places the organism in Eukaryota, Metazoa, Chordata, Actinopteri, Perciformes, Percidae. The transcript has 14 exons.
UCCAUUCAUGAAAAGUGUGACGUGAGCAGGUCUUCAGCGACCCGGUGACGCUGCCAGCCACCCACUCACAUCCCAGGUGCUGUGGGAGUUAGAGGAAUGUCCAUCACUCUCCAGCCUCUGCCUCCCUCUCUCCCUGCCUUUCUUGCCGUUUUUCUCCAUCUUGACCGUCCGUUCAGCCUUUCUCCCCCGGCUUUUUUUUUUUUUAUCCAUCCCUGCCUCAGAGCUGAGGGAGGACCAUGAAUCUGAGCUCUGUCUGCUGUGAUUUUCAACAUUCAGACAAACCAGUGUGUUAGGACGCACCCCACUCAUUGACACUGGGUAGCCCAUGCACAUGCAUGACACCAUGGGUAGCUCCCCCGAGGUGCUUUCAUGGACUUCCUGCCCCAGUCUGCUGGUGGGCAAGCUGAAGGAGGAGCUCAAACUCACCGUGGUUGGGGACACCAUGAAGAAAUCAAACUUGCCCACCUCCCAACCUCAGCCUACUCAGGCCCCUCCGUCCAAUUUACCACCUCAGAUUAUCACAGACCUGGCUCCGCUGACACAACUGCCCGUUCCCCUGCAGACGCUGCAGACGCCCGGCCAGGACGAAGACUCAAUGCUUGGGGGUAUAACUCCCCCAAACACAGCCUUGAGUGUGGACUCAACACGGAGCGAGGGUGGGCACUUUGACAACAGUGUGCUCCAGCUGCAGGAGCAGGACCAUGAGGAAGCCGGAUCGCCCGCCUCUUGUGAGCACGGCGGGUGUGGCAGUGGUAUGGAGGAGCAGAUGGGAGAAGGGGACUGCCCCAUGCACCACAAUGUAGAAGAGAGGCAGAGUCACCCCCAUCACCCUGAUGACAUCAAGCUGCACUUCCACAGAGCGGGGCCUGGGUCGGGUGGGUUCUUAGAAGGGCUGUUUGGCUGUCUUCGGCCUGUCUGGAAUAUCAUAGGGAAGACAUACUCGACAGAAUACAAGCUACAACAGCAAGACAUGUGGGAGGUUCCAUUUGAGGAGAUUUCGGAGUUGCAGUGGCUGGGCAGCGGUGCUCAGGGAGCUGUCUUCUUGGGCAAGUUCCGCUCUGAGGAGGUGGCCAUCAAGAAGGUGCGUGAGCAGAAGGAGACAGACAUUAAACAUCUGCGAAAACUCAAGCAUCCAAAUAUCAUCAGCUUCAAAGGUGUGUGCACCCAGGCGCCUUGUUACUGCAUCAUCAUGGAGUACUGUGCCCAGGGCCAGCUGUAUGAGGUGCUGAGGGCGGGGAGGAAAGUGACCCCCAGGAUGCUGGUGGACUGGGCCUCAGGCAUCGCCAGUGGCAUGAACUACCUACACCUGCACAAGAUCAUCCACAGAGAUCUCAAGUCUCCCAAUGUUUUGGUGACCCACAACGACACUGUGAAAAUCUCCGACUUUGGAACGUCCAAAGAGCUCAGUGACAAAAGUACAAAGAUGUCAUUUGCAGGUACGGUGGCCUGGAUGGCCCCAGAAGUGAUAAGAAAUGAGCCUGUGUCUGAGAAGGUAGACAUCUGGUCAUUUGGAGUUGUGCUGUGGGAACUUCUGACCGGAGAGAUUCCCUACAAAGACGUGGACUCCUCGGCCAUCAUUUGGGGUGUUGGCAGCAACAGUCUUCACCUUCCUGUCCCCUCCACCUGCCCGGACGGCUUCAAAAUACUCAUGAAACAAACAUGGCAAAGCAAGCCCAGGAAUAGGCCUUCGUUUCGUCAGAUCCUCCUACACCUCGACAUUGCCUCCGCUGAUGUCCUGGGAGCUCCUCAGGAGACCUACUUCAAGUCUCAGGCAGAAUGGAGGGAGGAAGUGAAGAAACAUUUUGAGAAGAUCAAAAGUGAAGGCACCUGUAUCCACAGGCUGGACGAGGAGCUGAUCCGACGCAGGCGGGAUGAACUCAGACAUGCACUGGACAUCCGGGAGCACUAUGAGAGGAAGCUGGAGAGAGCCAACAACCUCUACAUGGAACUCAGUGCCAUCAUGCUGCAGCUGGAGGUCCGAGAAAAGGAACUAAUGAAGAGAGAGCAGGCAGUGGAGAAGAAAUAUCCCGGGACCUAUAAGCGCCACCUGGUCAGACCCAUCGUCAGGUCCAACGCUGUAGAGAAGCUCAUCAAGAAGAAAGGAAGCAUGUCCCACAAACCUGGGAUGCCCCCCACUAAAAGGCCAGACUUGCUUCGUUCUGAUGGCAUCCCCAGCCUCGACCCUCUCCCCUCCCCCUCGCCUCUAUCAGCCAGCCCAAAGGUCUCCACGCCUCCUGGCAAAGCCCGCUACCGAAGCAAGCCUCGUCACCGACGGGCCAACAGUAAAGGAAGCCAUAGCGAGUUCCCCGGGGUGCUUAAGCCUCUUGCUGGGGCAUUAGAGGACACCCAGUCUCUCCAGGAGCAGCCGUUCCUCCAUCACCACCACCACCACCCACCAACCGAGGGGCCCUUCCUCCCCUUGAAGGGCCGCGAGGAGGCCGUUGUCAACUGUGCCAACAACCUGCGCUACUUCGGCCCCGCCGCUCCCCUCCGUAGCCCUCAGACAGACCACAUGCAGCGCCGCGUUUCUGGCUCCAGCCCUGACAUCAUAUCCACUGCUGUGGAUGCAGACACGCGACAGCGGACUUCAUCCACCAGCUCCAAUCCUGUCCCAGGUGCUGGUGCAGGUUCUUUGUGUCCCUGCUGCCAGGCUCACCCCUUCCCUGGCUGCCUACACUGUCAGGAGACCCCUCCUGCAUCAAGCCACCCAGAGUUGCCCCACUACUCCCUGCUCAAAACCCAGGAGAGCACCGCUUCUUCUUUAGGGGCUCCCAGCAAAGAUCCAGCCUCAGACAGAGAGGCCACAAAGAAGGCUCAGCCACAGGAACAAGAGGCAUCCCAACGCACUCACACCCUGCUCACUGCACUGCCUCGUACUCUCAGACCUCUCAGGAAGGGUGGCGAUGAGUCCUCUGAAGAGGAAGAGGGGGAGGUUGAUAGUGAAGUGGAGUUCCCAAGGAGACAGAGACCUCAUCGCUGUAUGAGCAGCUUCCAGUCCUACUCCACUUUCAGCUCAGAGAACCUGUCGGUGUCUGACGGAGAGGAGGGAAACACCAGCGACCACUCCCACAGCGGGCCCCUGGAGAGGAUGAGUACCAGUCAGGAGGAACACCUGGAUGAGCUGCUGUCGCACACACCGGAAAUCCCCAUCGACAUCUCCACCCAGUCAGACGGCCUCUCUGACAAGGAGUGCGCCGUCCGCAGGGUAAAGACCCAGAUCUCACUGGGAAAACUGUGCUCCGACGAACACAGCUACGAGAAUCCACUACAGUUUAGGGAUUCAGACUGUGAUACGUCAGAAGCAGAGUGCUCCGAUGCCACCAUUAGAAACCACAAAAUCGGGGCUCCUUCCUCGUGGUGAAACCCACCCCGAGGCUUGGUUCUGUUUUUGCCUGGAGGCCAUCGUGUCCCACUCUGCCCUGCAGAAAAUACAGCAAUAAGAGGACAACAUUGUAAACAAAGCUCCCUAUAGCCAAGCCCCAUGCAAUCUCUCCCAGAACCUCCGCCAGAACUACCCUUCCCUUCAUAAACCCCCAUUCCCCCAUCUCUAGCACAGCAUCCAGGCAACCCAUGGCAGGGAUUCCCUUUUGAAUGAUAAUGUACAGUAGAUAAUGUAACAUUUAUAAUUUAUUUUUGUCUGAGUAUUGAAGGAAAAUUCAGGACAUCUGUAAAUUCUCUGAUCUGAACAGAGAAAAACUGACUAUUUGAAACUGAGCAUGGGCUAAGUGUGUGUUGAUGAUGAUGAUGAUGAUGAGAAGGAGGAUGUGUUGAAGUGCUGAUGUAUCAGAGGCUGACAACUAGCAGUGUGAAGCUACAUCACUACAGUUGUUGGUCUCUCAGGUGACUGACGCAGACAAGGAGUGUCACUACAAGCCUUUUGAUCUGGCUAUCGUUGCUCUCAGCAUCUUACUGUUUUAGACCCAAAUCCCCAACCCCCUCUUACUAAACCUGCUUUAUCAUGAGGUGACAGUGCAGAGCCCCAGUACCCCCCCCUGACCCACUUCCAUCCCGUCCCCACCGUGGUGAGUUGGGGAACAGGGAGCUCUUGAAAGCAGUGUGAACACCAGCAUGAACAGCCUCCCUCCCUCCCUUAGAAGCCACCACGUGUCUAGUCUGUCAUCGAGAUCCCCGCUUAACUUUUCCAAGCAUGCUUGUGUAGCUCGCAAAAUGCAAACGCUGCCAGAAGACUGCAUGAAGUAGACAAGCUAGCAGAGCAAAAGAGCUGAAGACUCAGCUGACAGCUAAGGAGAAGAUAAAAAAAAGAGACUUCCUCUGUGACCCAGCUCAUCCUUCUCCGAGACACAUCAUCAUCAAUCAGAUAUCAUGACCAGAGUUGUUUAGGUGUGUGUGUGUGUGUGUGUGUGUGUGUGUGUGUGUGUGUGUGUGUGUGUGUGUGUGUGUGCGCACACACAAAGCCCUUUCCUCUCCAUUAGACAUUACAGUUUCAAGUCUCAUCUCAGGAUUGUUCGAGGACUGUGAGAAACUGGACUGGACCAAUUAUUGUAUAUAUUCAUAAUAAUAUACAUAAUAUGGACCAUACAAGAAUAUUAAAAAAGGUCUUACACAUAGCCUUGAUGUUCAAACCUUUAUUGAUGUAACAGACAUUAAUGUUAUGUAGAGACAUAGAGCGUUUUACUUGCAAUCCAGGUGCAGUAUCCCAUUUCUUAAAAUCACUAGGUGCAUCGUCUCCCAUUUACCGUUUUCUAGCAGGGUACUUUCUACUGUCUUAACCGCAAUGUCCAAAAAUAAUAAUUCUUUUCUGUGCUGUAGUGAAUAAAACUGCAAUAAUGUAGGUUGGCGCUCAGGUGAGAAAGAAGUUGCUUACUCAGGAUCCGGGGCGUCUAGCUGGCUAGACACAAUACAGUGACUGGUGGCUGGCUAGAGGAGAGCAGCAAGUGUCAAUCAGCUUAUUAUAGAUGUUAUAUUUUUAAAUUGUCCCAUUUUUAGGAACUCGUUUCUGGGGGUUUAAUGCUCAGGUUUUAUGUUGCAGAUUGAGAGCUGGAGCAAUAUAUCAACAGCCACUAGAUGGUGACAGUUACAAUGACUUACUUUACCUGGUGUUAUGUAAAUGUCCUGGCUCCUUUCCUCACUUUCUACCCAAGAUACAUUGGGCAUUUCUGCCUUUAAUGGAUAGGACAGCUCAGAUAUGAAAGGGGAGAGAGAUGGGGAAGACAUGCAGGAAACCAUUGGACCUUCUGCGUUGAGGAAUAAACCUCUAUAUAUGUGCGCCUGCUCAACCAACUGUGCUAACCGGCCACUACCCAAGAUAAUUUCUGUUUCCCAUGACCAUCCAAAUCCUUGAAUCCCAGCAAUAUUACGAUUUUUGACUAGCUGUCUUUAAAAAGGGUUACUGCAUCUGUGAGAGCUUUAUUUUUUAUCCCUAUUAGAGUGUUUGUCAUCCAUUUUAAUGAUUCUGCGGUUGAAAAAUAGCCAGCCAGGGUUGAACUUAACAAUAAUGAUGUCAAGUGUGUGCAGAUGGCUGAGAUUCUAAGUUGGGAAUAAAAGCCAGAGACAAGGCCACAGAGUGCAAUAAAGCUGCUCUUGGUUUUCAAAAACCUCAUCUCAGUGUUAGUUACUCCUGUAUGUAAACAUCUGUAAAUGUAAUGUAAUCUGUUUUUGUCCUCUCUCUAUAACGUAUCGCCCAGCUCUGACAGAGCCUUCUGUCACUGAUGACCAGCGGUUGAAAAUGAGCAGGAAGUUCUGUCAUCUGAAUGACAUCAGUAUUGACCACCGCAGGAGUGUGUGAGUCAUGAGAACCGAGUAGCACAAGGUGAAUCUAAAACUGUACUGAUGGAUCAAUUACCCUUUUGCUUGAAAGCUUUGGAAAGGCUUACACCUGGUACUGAAAGCAGCGGUUGCCUUUCCUCGAGCCUCCUUCAACCUUCUUCAUUCUGUUCAUGUAUGUGUGAAAUAACCUAGUAUAUUGUAAUGACUGGGUAAUCCGAUCAAGCUGUUAAUAACAUUGUCUUUCUGGCAUAUUAUCCCAUGAAAUAUGAUUGUUGUAAAGUUUUAAUUUAAUUUUGAUUCUUUUUUUCUUUUCCUUUUUUUUGUAGCUGGCCUACAUGAUUAUUUAAUUAAUUUAUUAUGAAUGACUGGUAAGGUUUGUGUUCUUUUUAAUUUCAGGCAGCUUUAGAAAAGUUAUGACCUAUGAUUUUUUUUUUCCUGAAAAGUAUUAUUUAAAGGAAGCACAAUAAAUUGGUAUCAGCAGAGGACAGUAUUUGUAUGGGAGAACAAAAGCAUUGUCAUAUCAUGGGCAUCAUUUUUGUCUUUGUGACCCUGUGGGGGACUAUUCAUCAUUAAGUAUUGAUUUAGCCGACUUUUCAUCAGUAAUUGGCAACCUCAGGCAUUCCUAAAGCUUUUUAGGCUACAGGAAAUCAAUUCUAAUACAACCAAAAGCCAGUCCGUGGACUGUCACAGGAGGGUAACUGAGACAUGAAGCCUGAAGGCAUGUGUGAUGCCGAUUUCUGUUCUUCUGCAGAGAUCCCUUUCUCUUGUUUUCUAAUCAAAAUACCAGUUACUUACAUCUGAAUUUCUGUGAAAUUGUCUCUUAACUGUAGACAUCAUGUUGCCUCGUCCCAUGUAUUUAACAUCUGUUUCUUUGUUACUCUCAUUUCCAACUCCCUUUCCUGUUGAAUGGCAUUAUGAUCAACCAAUCCUGUCCGUUUCCUGUAUUAUCCAGUGUACAGUGCAAUGGGUAUCUGGGAGAAUAAAAUCAGAGCAAACAACUGCAUGGAAUAAAUGCUGAUGUACUGUACCCAACA